Messenger RNA from Saprolegnia parasitica CBS 223.65, 978 nucleotides. RefSeq lists its product as hypothetical. Bases 1 to 978 code for a protein of 325 amino acids. The transcript is spliced from 2 exons. NCBI's taxonomy places the organism in Eukaryota, Oomycota, Saprolegniomycetes, Saprolegniales, Saprolegniaceae. The record is from RefSeq and is a predicted model, not a curated record.
AUGGCGUCCUUCAAGCAGCUCUUCUCGGCGGCGCCGGCGCGCGCCUUCGACGAUCUCGUCUCUGGUCCGCGGCUAGCGUUCUAUGGCUUCAUCAUGUUUGGACCCGGCACCAUGGUCGGCCUCUACCUCCACAGCGUCAAAAUCGAAAUGGAGAGCGAGAACGAGGCGGCGCGGCUGGUCAUGCUCGCCAAGGCGCGCGCAGAAGUCGAGAUUGAAGAGAGCAAGGAGGCCCAGCGAAAAGCAGAGCUCGCGGCCAUGGCCGCCAAGAUCGACACGCUCCAAGCCCGUUUGCGUUCAAUGGAGGUUGCCGUCUUGGGCGACGCCGCGCCCGACACGCCUUUGACGAGCGCAGACGCGGCUGCAACGAGAAACGACAUUGGCGCAAAGGAAGACACAGAGUUGUCGGAAGCCACUCUCGAGGCGCCGGCCACGUGGAGCGUUGCGGCGCUCUGGGUCCGUCUGCGCGAGAUGUGGGACGAAGAAGACGAGGUGACGUGGGAUGAUUUCUUCUCGCUCGAGUCGUGGAAAACGUCAUGGAAAGAGUUUUAUGCCAAGCUCAUGGAUACUGGUGAUCGUAAGGCAACGCCGUUGCACAUCGAAGACCUCUGGGCCACCCUCGCAGACGUGACGUCGCCCUCGUCGCUCGAUGCAACGCCGGACGCACUGCGCGCCAAGGUCGCGUCGAUCCUAGCCGGUCGUCCCAAGUCGACAGCCCCUGAGAGCUUGCCAAAGACGCGUGAGAGUAUGAGCUUCGUGGAGACGGCGCAGGACGUGCUCCACACCACGUGGGCGAUGCUAUGGAACGACAAGCCCACUGCAACAAGUCCCGAGGACGCCCAACGCAUGGCUGACGAGGCAGCGUUUGAAGAAAAAGUCCUCGCCCGGUUCCACAAGUCGGAUAUCACCAAGCGCAAGCUCGAGCAAGAGUCAGUGUUUCAAGCCCAGGACCUGCGCACGGCGCGAGAUUCGCGGCAGUAG